Messenger RNA from Populus trichocarpa (black cottonwood), 1828 nucleotides. Its product is annotated as UPF0481 protein At3g47200. The record is from RefSeq and is a predicted model, not a curated record. The transcript has 2 exons. The coding region runs from base 117 to 1643 and encodes 508 amino acids. Lineage: Eukaryota; Viridiplantae; Streptophyta; Magnoliopsida; Malpighiales; Salicaceae.
AUACUUGAUCUCUUAGAAAUAAUUUUAAAGUUAAGGGACUUUCCUAGAUCCGCCCUUGUCAAGCUAGAAUCUAGAUAGCGUAUAGAAUUAAGUCCCUUAAUUAUAGCCAUUGUCAUAUGCAUUUGGGUAGACAAGGCAAGAGACUUGGGAGAGAGGUGCUGCAAUAUCUAUAUAGGAAAGAGGCUCACUGCUUGGGACCCUAUAUACAGACACAGUCCUCUGAUCUCCGUCCUCAGCCAACCUGCAGACUGGAAAAGGAUAAAUUUAUUGCAAGUGCUUCAAACAUGGGAGAGGACAAGGCAAGUACUCCAAACAAGGGAAAAGAUAUUUAUGUGGGAAGUGCUUCAGGCAUUGAGAUGGCUACAAAUCCCGAUUAUUAUCAAAAUAGAGAGAGAGAGAAAGCUACAGAUAUUUUGGCAAAGCUGGAUUCUGAGGUGAAACAGAUGUCCUUUAAACGGAACGGUUCCGAGUGCUGCAUCUACAGGGUGCCCGAACCGCUUCGAAACGUAAAUUUGAAAGCCUACUCUCCACUACUGAUUUCAAUAGGUCCUCUUAACCGCCAAAAUAUAAGACUAGAGGCCAUGGAAAAGGAGAAACUGAAAUAUUUCAAAAAGCUUACUGAACGGGAUGGGAUGGAUAAGAAGAAAAUUAUUGAUAUUUUGAUCAGCAUUGAGAACCAAGAAGAGCGUCUCCGACACUGUUAUUCAGAGAAAUUCAAUUUAAUCAAGAGCCGUGAUUUCGUAAAGAUGAUCCUGCUGGAUGCUGUCUUCAUCAUUCAGUUUUUGUUGGAGUCAAAGGAUCAUGAUAACGAUCCUAAGAAUUUUGAGCCCAGGAUGACAUUUGACAUCCGAGAAGACUUGAUGCUACUUGAAAACCAACUGCCAUUCUUCAUUAUUCAGGAAAUAUAUGACCAGGUCAAUCCCCCUAGCCAGGAUGGUACAACCAUUCCUUUUCUUGAUCUUGCAAAGUGUCAUUUUGGAAAGCACAAGUUUUCACAGGGGGCAGAAACCAGCCCGAGUGUAAAGGGAAGCAGGCAUUUCACUGAUUUACUAAGGAAUUUGAUGUUGAAUGGAGCCAUUCAGCGAAGUUAUAUUUUUUAUCCUAUCAAGCUGAAAUAUAGUGCGGUCAUGCUUCGCAAGGCAGGAGUGAAGUUUCAGGUCACCCAAGACAAAUGUUUGGUCAACAUAACAUUUGAGAAAGGAGUGUUGAAAAUUCCACAGUUGGAAGUUGAUCACAGCUUCGAACGUCUUGUACGAAAUAUCAUGGCCUUGGAGCAGUGCUGCAACCCGCGUGAAGCUUACGUAUGCAGCUACAUUAAGUUUUUGGACCAUCUUAUCGACAGUGCAGAAGACGUGGGUUUGCUAGUCCGAAAGGGAAUCAUUCUCCACGGGCUAGGCGACGAUGCCGCAGUUUCAAAUAUAAUUAACCAUUUUUGCAAAAAUAUUGGUGACAAUUAUACUUGUUUUGGUGAUAUCUCUAGAAAUAUAAGUCGCCACUAUGAGAACCGCUUUAACCAUACGAAGGCAACCUUGAAACUUAUAUAUUUCCCCAAUAUUUGGAGAGGUACGGCAACUGUUGCAGCAGCUAUCCUGCUGAUCCUCACUUUCAUACAGACUAUAGCUUCCGUAAAAUGGGCAUUCUAGGAUUUUAUCUUGUUUAGCUUUAUUAUUCCUACGUAAUGAUGAAUUGGAUUAUUAUUGUUAAAAUUUGGGUUUGUGUAGUUCUGAACUAAUAAUAUUGUAAUGGAGUUUGCACUUCAUAAGUUGUCGGAACAUCAAAACAUAAUUCUGAUUAACUAUUACAAAUAAAAUAAUAUUGUGAUUUUGAA